Messenger RNA from Phyllotreta striolata, 1057 nucleotides. The record is from the annotation of a GenBank genome assembly. NCBI's taxonomy places the organism in Eukaryota, Metazoa, Arthropoda, Insecta, Coleoptera, Chrysomelidae.
GACAAAAAAAUAAUUUUUGUGAAGAUACUACGAGCUAAAAAAACCAUGAAACUAAUAUUGUUAUUAGCAACGGUAAUUGCAGCAAGUCAAGGUCUUUCGGUUGAGGAGCAGUGGACAGCUUUCAAAGAAAACUAUGGCAAAACAUACACCAGCUACGAACACGAAAAACGCAGGUUCGAUAUUUUUCAAGACAACCUCUUGUUAAUUCAACAACACAAUUCGAAAUACGAAAAAGGUGAAACGGCGUAUUACAUGGGAAUUACCAAAUUCAGCGAUAUCACUGAUGAAGAAUUCAACGCCAUGUUUUCCAAAAUUCCCAAAACUAAAAACGGAAAGUUAAAAUUCCUUCAAACAUCUACCACUCCUGCACCAUUGCCGGAAUCUGUCGAUUGGAAGGCAGCAGGAGCACUCCCGCCUGUAAUUGACCAAGGAGAUUGUUUCGCUGGAUAUGCUGCUUCCAGCGCAGAUGCACUCAGCGCCCUAUUGUUCAUCAAACAUAACGAAAGUGUUCAACUUAGUGCUCAGGAGUUACUAGAUUGUGGUGAAAAAUAUGGAAAUAAUGGCUGUAAAGGUGGGGAAGCAUAUGCAUCUUUUCAAUAUGUGGAAGGAAAAGGACUUCGUACAGCAAGUGCCUAUCCUUUUACCGGUAAAACUGAUGCUUGCAAUGCUACAGCUACUUCGGCUGAAAGUCCUAUUAAAUUUAUAGAAUAUGAGAGAAUUGUAGAGAUGGACGAAGUCUUUCAAUAUUAUCUAGCCACAAGGGGUCCAGUAAAUGGUGAUGUAUACGCAAAUCCUCUAAUUAGACACUACAAAGGAGGAAUAUAUGAUGAUGCCGAAAAGUGUCCAAACAACGAAAGUUAUCUAAACCAUGGAGUGCUUAUUGUAGGUUAUGGUACUACUAACGGAACUGAUUAUUGGUCCAUCAAAAAUUCAUGGGGUACAGAAUGGGGAGAAGAGGGAUACUUCAAAUUGAAGAGAAGCAUUUGUGGUAUUAAUAUGAACGGACAUGUCGCAGAUAUGUCGUAAAUUCGUCAUUAAACUGUAUUGAUUGAACGAG